Belonocnema kinseyi is the source of this 1463-nucleotide messenger RNA. RefSeq lists its product as uncharacterized. The record is from RefSeq and is a predicted model, not a curated record. The coding region runs from base 23 to 1300 and encodes 425 amino acids. Lineage: Eukaryota; Metazoa; Arthropoda; Insecta; Hymenoptera; Cynipidae. The transcript has 2 exons.
CGCUAAUAGCACAAGAAUAAAAAUGGGUGCUUCAAACGAAAAUACAAAAGCUUGGUUGGAAGACGAGUUGAUCCCAAAGCUGAAGUCUUGUUUAAAAAGAACCGACUCUUCUAUGAGCUACAAAGUUUCCACACCGCAAGACUCCUUUUUUUUGUCUCGAGUUUUCUUCCUCGACCUAAAGUUUGCUGAAAAUGAGAAGAGGGAGUUCAACUCUGAGUACAACCUUGUUGUAAAGCAGCCAACGGCCCUGAAGACAUUAAAUGAGUUGUUGAAGGUUGAAGUGCCUUUUACUAAGGAAAUUCUUUUCUACAGAAAAUUCGCACAAAAUAGUUCGGAUUAUCCGAGAUGCUUUUACACACUGGAUAAGGCACCAUACGAUUCCUUAGUCAUCCUGGAAAAUUUGACUAAAGAUGGUUAUCAAAUUUGUUCGAAAAAAGCUAAUCUCCAAAUGGAAUUUGUAUUAGCAGCUGUACAAGAAAUCGCCAGAUUUCAUGCCAAGAGUUACAUAUUGAAGAACAAGCAACCGAAAGAAUUUUUUAAUUUUAUUGAAGAAAUUAACAAACUUAACAGCCGCAUAUUAGCGUCAAAGGAUUCUUGUAUCAUGAUUGGGGCAAAUGCCAUAGGAGCCAGAAUAGUAAAUUAUUUACGAAGGGAGAAUUAUGAUAAGGAAUUCUGUGAUAAAAUAGAACCUAUUUUGGUCAAUGCUUGUGACCAAAUUGUUAAUAAUAUAAAGAGAUCUGAGGAACCUUUGACAGUUCUGUGCCACGGAGAUUUUUUGCGGAACAAUAUUGUCUUCAAGAAAAUAGACGACCAGAUAAAGGCGAAAGUAAUUGAUUUUGGUGCGAUUGAGUACAAUUCUCCAGGCACAGACCUUUCCAAAUUUUUGAUUCUUAACUGCACGAGAGAAGUCAGAACGUCGAAAUUGAAUUUUGUUAUCGAUGCUUAUCAUAAAGCUUUGUGUGAUUGUUUGGAAGAGGCUGAUGUAUCAAAUUUAGAAAGGUUUUCAAAGCCAAAAUUUCUGGAAGAAUAUAAAACUACUGCUCUGUGUGUUUUUGCGUGUAAUUCUUUUUUUAUCCCACGUACAUUUGAUUUUGUGUCGGACAGUGUUGAAACUCUGAUUAAUUUGACCGGAGAAGAAUCUUACAGAUUUUAUUAUGAAGUAGGAGGUGAUGAAAUGACUAAGAUAUUCGUAGGAAUCUUGCAAGAUUUGAGGGAAUCUGGUUGUUUGGAUUUCUUUUUGAUCAAGAAUAUCGGCAAAGAGGAAAGUGGAAAAGUAGCACAACAGGAGUCUGCCAAAUAAAAAUCGGCAAAUCUUCUUUUGUGGAAGCAGCUCACAUGACAAGAAUGUUUUAGUUGAGUGUAAAAUCGAUGCCUCUAUUCAAUACUGCUCGACGUCGCGUUGAGGUGGUGUAUCGCACAACUUCACGAUUAGGCGGGGUACAGCUCCAUGUCCUGUGCAUACC